AUGAAAAACUAUCACUUAAAAACGACAUACCGUUUUCUGAAUAAGAUCACCCUACAUGGAUGUGUAUUGCUUUUUCUUUGUUACGUUAUUCGAUUCACUUCGGCUACUGUUGUUCUAAAACCCUUCUUCUUUUCCUUUCCGGACCUUCCCGCCAAAUUUGCUGUUGGAGUCCAUAGGUCUGGCAUAUGUGGAGCUUUGCAUGUGGCGAAUCCUUUGGACUCUUGUUCUUCGCUGCGUAAUCCUUUUGGGUUCAACGAAACUGAGCAAGUGAGAAUGGCUUUGAUUGUAAGAGGUGAAUGCCCUUUUGAGAACAAAAUUCGAAAUGCUCAAAAUGGGGGAUUUGAUGCUGCAAUUGUAUUUGACGAUAGAGAUAAGAGGAAUUUGGUUUACAUGAUGAUGGACCCUGAUGGCAUCCAAGUGCAUGAUGUUUUUGUUUCUAAGGCAGCUGGUGAAAUUUUAAAGGAGCAUGCUCGAGGCGAAGAUGCUGAAUGCUGCAUUUACCUGUCUCAUAGUGAUACAGCAUGGACUAUUUUAGCAAUAUCGUUUCUUUCUCUUCUUGUUCUAUUAGCUUUCCUCAUAAUAGCCUUUGUCGUGCCCAGACACUGGCUACAUUGGCAGCGAACAAACUAUCACUUCAGAAGUGUGGAUGUGAGGAUGCUUCCAGGCCUUCCCCUCUUCUCAUUCCACUCCGCUCAUUUGAAUUGUAAUCACAAUGGAGAAACUUGUGCCAUUUGCCUUGAGGAUUACAAAGAUGGGGAAAUUCUUAAAGUUCUCCCUUGCCAACAUGAAUUUCACUCAAGCUGUGUGGACUCAUGGCUGAGUAAAUGGGGGACAUCCUGCCCAGUGUGCAAGCUUGAUAUGAAAACCCAAUUUGUAUAUUCUGAGGAGCAAUUCCUGAAAGAUUCUUUGGUGCUUCAAGCUAAUGGCAGGUGGUUUUCAUUGUGUCCUAUUCCUAUAUUGGUUGGAAAGAGAAGUUGUAGAUAUUCUCGAUUGCCUAUAAUUAGCACACUGUCCACUAUUUUCAGUGCUCUUUUAAAACCAAAUAGGUGCAACAAACAGCUGCAGCUGCUGUUGAUCAGCUCAGACUUCUAUAUAUCAGCAGCUAGUUUUCACAGGCAAACGCAUCAGACAGCCGCCAGAUCUGGAAAAAAAAAAGUCCCCCAGGUCAACAAUUCAACUUGUGUUGGUAUAAAACGCCAAUUCAUCUUCAUGGGCUCUCUGGAUAAAAGCUUAGAAGCUGAAGUCGUCACUGUUGAUGUUAAGGCAGCCAAGGUUUUUCUUGAGUCUGGCUACGUUUAUCUAGAUGUUAGGACGGUGGAAGAGUUCAAGAAAGGACAUGUGCAUGCAGAGAAGAUAUUCAACAUUCCUUACAUGUUCAACGCUCCAGAAGGUAGGGUGAAAAAUCCAAAAUUCUUGAAUGAGGUUUCAGCCGUUUGCAAGGAGGAAGAUCAUCUUGUUGUGGGCUGUCAAAGUGGAGUCAGAUCCCUAUAUGCAGCUGCUGAUCUUCUUAGUGCUGGUUUCAAGGAUGCGAGCAACAUGGGAGGAGGUUAUCUUGCUUGGGUGCAGAACGAGUUUCCCCUAAAGGUAGAAGAGGGGAAAAAACUGAACUCUGAUCUAUUAUAGGUUUACCAUGGUCUACCAAUAUUUGCUUUGGCUAAAUAUUAUAUCCACAUAUGUCUAGAUAAGCACAGAUUUCUGUCUUUUAUAUUUAAUCAAUCCUGAAUCCUGUUCUGCAUAUAUUGGCAAAACAGGUUCAAAUGCAACUUCCAUUGCACA
This is a messenger RNA of Hevea brasiliensis (rubber tree), 1776 nucleotides long. Its product is annotated as receptor homology region, transmembrane domain- and RING domain-containing protein 1. Lineage: Eukaryota; Viridiplantae; Streptophyta; Magnoliopsida; Malpighiales; Euphorbiaceae. Gene Ontology annotation, molecular function: catalytic activity. The coding region runs from base 1 to 1623 and encodes 540 amino acids. The record is from RefSeq and is a predicted model, not a curated record. The transcript is spliced from 13 exons.